AUGAGGGUGCUGUUGUUGGGAGGUCUGGCCUUGUUGGCUUUGGCAGCGGCGCUGGAGCCCGAGUUGACGGUUCAGAAUGGCGAUCUGAUCUUGCAGGGCGAUCAGAUCCUGUUGCGCACCGCCAGUGACGAGUCGGGCGUGCUGGUGGACACUUUGAUCAACAAGGUUCAAUCGAUGGAGCAGGCGCUAACCGAACUCUCGCAGGCGCAGCAGUCUCUAGCUGCCAAAGAUGAGCUGCAGGCACUCAAUGAUACCGUGCAGGGUUUGGCCGAUGAGCUCGCUGACAGUCAUGCUGGCUUGAACAGCAGCUUUGCUUUGCAGUUGACCGCACUGGGCCUUGACUCUCGUGUCCAUGAUCUGGAAGCGACCAUACCAUCGAUCCACGCCAAUAUCUCCGAACUCGCUGCCGUUGCGCAGAUCAUGGCCAAUGAAUCGGCCAGACUGCAAGCCAACAUCUCUCUUGCGCUCGAUGGCUUGGCAGACCAGGACAGCAUCGCCGCAGCAGAGCGGACAGAGCUGCAGCAAGGUCUGGCUGCGCUGGAAGGUCUGGUGGAAGAUUUGGCAGCAAAGGUCGAUACUGUGGCUUUUGGUUCAAUCGGUGACUCCGCCGCGUUUCCGGCUGCCUCUUGCGAAGCCAUCUUGGCCGUGCAUCCUGACUCCGAGUCGGGAUACUAUUGGAUCCAGCCCAAGCUUGGCGUUGCGUACAACGUCUUCUGUCUCAUGGAUGUGGAGGAGGGUGGUUGGGUUCAGGUGCUGUCCAUGUAUGGUGAUACCUACGUCUCGCUGACCGAUACCAACCACAAGGUCCUUUGCAACGACACGUCACAGCCAUGCUUUGCCGGUGUGGCCACGGCCACACCAGACAUCAUGCCUAUGGCCACCUCAAUUCUCAUGACCGACAUGAACAAUGUGCCCUUUCUCUUUGCUGAGUUUGAGGUGAUGGGCGAGUAUUGGCGUCAUAUCCAGCCUUCGUCAUCGCUUUAUGAGGGGGUCAGAGUGCGCUAUCCCAAAGGCCCGAUGAGCUCCCUGGGCUGGCUGCCGAUUGAUACCAACACGUGCAUGCGUGCUGGAUGCAUACAACGGACGCUGAAGAUCGGCCUUUUUAUGGUGAUUACUGUCCUCCUGAUGAAGCCGCAAUCAGCACGCAGCUGUGACCAGAUCUACCAGCUCGUACCCAAUGCCGCCUCAGGCAUGUACUACAUUCAGCCCGCCAACACAGUCUAUCAGACUGGAGGCGCUAUGCAGCGUUUGAGGCAGAGUAGCCGCACGGUCUUGUGCAUGGAUGCUCAAGACUCUUGCUACACCGGCGCCUCUGUUGCCAUCCCAGAUGUCAUGCCAGCAGCAGAAUACAUUCUGUACACGGACGCCGAGUUUACACCGUUCUUGUUUGCCAAAUUUACUAUGGUGGGAGACUAUUGGGCCAAGCUUUUAACAAAUGCAGCGCAAUCGGUGUCUGUGGAGUAUCCCGUUGGUCCCAUGAACGUGCUUGGUGCAGUUGACAUUGAGUUGUCUGCCAACUUUGAAUGGGGUCACCGAAACCAGUUUGGUCCCGAACUUGGGACAUGCGAUAGAGUACAUACAUGCUGGGAGGACGCGGCCAAUGGCGACCGGCCCUUUGCGGGCGAUCAUUGUGGGUCUGCUGCGCUGGGUGCAACAGCCGCCAUAACGGCAGCGCCCUUUUCCCCCGCUUCCUCAACCAACCUGCACCAGAACUGCCGUUACAAUCUCAGCCGCAACACACCCAACCACAAUGCUCGCGCCUUUAGUGGCUCGGAACAACCCGAACCCAAGCUGACUCGCCAUUGCUUCCCCAUCUCUGCUGCCGCUGCCAUUGGCUUUCAGAUCUUUGGCAUGGCUGACAAGCGUCCCAAGAAGGGUUUGACGUCUGGAUCAACCAAGGGCAACUGGACCACAGAGGAGGACGAGCUGGUUGUGCGUUUGGUCAAGCAAUAUGGCGCGAAGAAGUGGUCUCAGAUUGCCCAGCACUUGCCCGGUCGUGUUGGCAAGCAAUGUCGCGAGCGUUGGCACAACCAUCUGAAUCCGGACAUCAACAAAGCCCCCUGGUCCACGUUUGAAGAUGAAACGCUCUUGCAGGCUCACCGAGACCUUGGCAAUAAAUGGGCCGAAAUUGCGAAACUCUUGCCAGGGCGCACGGACAACGCCAUUAAAAACCGCUGGAACUCCACUAUGCGGCGCCGCGAGACCAAGCGGCAUCAUUCUGCCCCACCGACAGGCAGUUUGCCCGAUACCCCGCUGACGCCGGGCCCUGACUAUGUUUCCUCGCCCUCGCCGGUUGCAAGCAAGUCUGGGGCUGCCUCCAAUCGAGCAUCUCCGGCCAAGCCAAAGGCCGCCACUGAUGAUGAAAGCGCUGCACUCAGCGCCAACGACGUGACACCCCGAACUAGCGGCAAACGAGCACAUGCCUCGCCCAUGACCAUCUCGGGUGCCAGCAUGGGCUCGCCGCCCCGCACACCCGCCACGCAAGCCGGCGUCUCCACACCAGCCACUGGUGCCUCUGGUCGCAGCUCCAGCGCUCUUCUCUCUCCCUACACACCUCACAAGUACUGCUACCAGCCCUUGCUGGAGGAGCCGCAAGACUUGAACGACUUUGGUGUGAGCCCACUGCAAACAACGCCGCGUAAACGUAUACACUAUGACCAAGAGCCUCCACACCUCGACGCCAACUCGGAUCGCACCCUCAAUGCCGACGAAGAUACUGCCGCCGCCAAUGCUUUACUCCAGGUGUCGCAAUCCAAGUUGAUCGACACCGAUGACGCGCAGGCAACCAUGCAUGAACAAUUGCGCGAGAGCACGGAUGAUUUCAAUCACAUCGUCUUCCCCAAUACACCAAAAGCCAAGGACCUCUUGAAGACGCCACAACAUUCAAAAGCCUCUCCUUCUCCCUCUCGGUUCCUCAACUUUUCUUCUCCGCGCCAGUCAAGUUCAAACCCGCGUGUCAAUCUGUACAGCCGCUUCCAGGACGCCGAGAACACCAAUGGAAAUGCCGCCAGCAGCACAUCCAACAAGCCCACCCUCAGCUCUCUGGCUUCGAAUCAACCAUCCCCUCGCAUCAAUGUCAAGAAAUGCCUCUAUUCUGCGAAUUCUGCGAAGCCUCGUCCCGUGGCCGUGGAUCCCUCCUCAGCGCCCAUCAGCUAUCCUAGCAUGAUGUCCUCGCCGCGCACCAGCAAUCGGCGCUUUGGCAACGUCUCUCCCUGGCGUUCUCCAUCACGUCUCUCCCCCUCGGACGCCCCGGCGUUUCAGCUUACCAUUGGGAUGUAUGGUUGCCUUUCUUCUGGAGGCAGCGCAGAGGUCAACGAAACGAUGGAGAAAUUGUUGAACAAAGGUCUGUGAGGUUCCAUGCCACAGGGCACGCAGUCGCGUGUCUUGCGUCGCUUCUCUUAUUUCCCUCACUCUCAACAGCAUGUUGUCUGAGCCGAGGUGUUGUUUUCACUUCUCUGUGUGAGCCUGGAUAAGAGGGUUGAUUGUUGACUGUUUUUUUGUUUUUUUUGGGCGUGCUUUUGUCUGGCUCUUUUUGACCAGUGUUUGGAUAUUCUU
Molecule: messenger RNA, 3555 nt
Organism: Monosiga brevicollis MX1
Lineage: Eukaryota; Choanoflagellata; Craspedida; Salpingoecidae
Exons: 18
Coding region: 1-3351 (1116 amino acids)
Biological process (GO): regulation of DNA-templated transcription
Cellular component (GO): nucleus
Molecular function (GO): RNA polymerase II cis-regulatory region sequence-specific DNA binding; DNA-binding transcription factor activity, RNA polymerase II-specific
Source: RefSeq, a predicted model, not a curated record